AUGUCUCAUAUGCCUGGAAUAUCUGGGAUAACAGGAGGUCGUCAAAAAGUGAGAAGGUCCACACGUCGACGCGUCAAGACGAGGCCAGAGGAUGUCCUAUCUUUUCCCUCCGCGGCCUCUCCCGAAAAGAAACGAAAGCGUAGCAAUGGAGAUAGCGAAUCGGACAGUGGUGAAUUAUUUGAGCUGAUUUAUGUGGAACAUGCAUAUGAAUCAGGCGAUGACCCGGAUUACUGUCCUGGAUGUGAUCCCACGGCUCAACGUAGCAGCGACAGCGAGUCGAGCGAUACAGUUGAAGGUAGCGAGGAAGACGAGGAGGAGGGGGGCUCCGAGGAUGAGGAUUCCGGUGAAGGAGACGAAGCUGAUACCAGCACUUAUGGUGGCAAGUCGCUCACACCUGAAGAGUUAAAUAAGUCCCCAAAAGACAACAAGGAUAGCGCAGAGUCCAGUACAAAAGUCGUAARGCAAAACCCUCGUGAAUUUKCACAACAGAAGAAGAAAGGAGCAGAGUCCACCGAGAAGAACACAGAUGUAUUCAAUGUAAAAUCAAACACAAGGAAAGUCACUGUUGGAAAUCUUGAAAAGUCCAAAUCCAAUGAAGACAAAAGCCAAAGGAACAGCAAAUCACCAAAGCACAAAAGCUUUGCAAAUGUUAUCGUAGGAAAGGAGAAAGCUGAAGUACAAGAAGAUGUGGCUAAAGAUAGCAACCRGUCAAAGUCUAGCACGCCAAUGAAGAGCCCUCCAAAGCUAUCGACAGCGGGUAAGAUCCCAAAAGCCACCACCAUGGGCAAAGCUAAAGCAAAAUCACCAAACACGCAACAAAAAGAAGGGAACAAAGACGGAGGUUUGCGCGCAACAGCGGGCACUUAUCAUACAGUUGAUAGCACUAAAGAAAGAAUAAUUUUSUAA
This is a messenger RNA of Exaiptasia diaphana, 906 nucleotides long. RefSeq names its product protein IFH1. The record is from RefSeq and is a predicted model, not a curated record. NCBI's taxonomy places the organism in Eukaryota, Metazoa, Cnidaria, Anthozoa, Actiniaria, Aiptasiidae. Bases 1 to 906 code for a protein of 301 amino acids. The transcript is spliced from 2 exons.